Messenger RNA from Gorilla gorilla gorilla (western lowland gorilla), 3798 nucleotides. It is a transcript of the gene SNTG2, whose product is annotated as syntrophin gamma 2. The transcript has 17 exons. Gene Ontology annotation, cellular component: dystrophin-associated glycoprotein complex; intracellular anatomical structure. Lineage: Eukaryota; Metazoa; Chordata; Mammalia; Primates; Hominidae. Bases 1039 to 2601 code for a protein of 520 amino acids. The record is from RefSeq and is a predicted model, not a curated record. Gene Ontology annotation, molecular function: structural molecule activity; protein binding.
CUUUAGGGCCAGAGUCUUUCUGUGUCAUCCAGACUGAAGUGCAGCACUAUGAUCAUAACUCAUUGCAGCCUCCACCUCCUGGCACCUCCUGGCUCAAGCAAUCCUCCCACCCCAGCCUCCUGAGUAGCUGGGACUAUAGGAAUGCACCACCAUGCCCGGAUUUAUUAUUAUUAUUAAUUUUUGUAAAGACGGGGGUCUCACUUUUUUGCUCAGGCUGGUCUGAAACUCCUGGCCUCAAGUCAUCCUCCUGCCUUGGCCUCCCAAAGUGCUGCAAUUAAAAGUGUGAGCCACCACACCUGGCUUGAAUUUUGUUUUAUGUGCUUUUUUUCUUUAGUGAAAACACAAGCUCCUAAUAAUCCUAUCAUGCUAAAUUACUUAUUCUAUGUGUCCAUGAUACAUUUUCAAAAUUUUAAUACACUAGUUACACGUGAACUAGUACAGCCACUGUGGAGAAGAGUAUGGAGUUUCCUCAUAAAGUUAUGAAUAGAGCACAGAGGUGAACUGAAAACUAUGAAUUGACCCAGUGUUCCCAUUACUGGGCAUUUAUCCGAAGGAAAGGAAAUCCUGCGCUCCUGUGAAUCCCUAGGUUCUUGCAAGUCCCUGAUUUCCUGUGAGUCCCUGCGUUCCCAUGAAUCCCUUUGUUCCCAUAAAUUCCUUUGUUUUUGUGAGCCCCUGUGUUCCCGUGAAUCCUUGCGCUCACGUGAACCGCCUGUGUUCCCGUGAGCCUCUGCGUUCCCGUGAAUCCCUGCAUUCCCGUGAGGACCUGCGUUCUCGGGAGCCUCUGCGUUCUCGUGAGCCCCUGCACUGCCGUGAAUCUGAGUUCCCCUGAGUCCCUGAGUUCCCGUGAGUCCCUGAGUUCCCCUGAGUCCCUGAGUUCCCGGAGUCCUUGCAUUCCCGUCAGUCCCUGAGUUCUCCUGAAUCCCUGAGUUCCUGUGAUUCCGAGUUUCUGAUUCCCUGUGUUCCUCUGAGUCCCUGUAUCCUCGAGUAUUCCUGUAUCCUUGUGAAGCCCCCGAGUUUUUGUGGAUACUUGCCUAGUACAUGGCAAGUGCGCAGACGAAAACCACUAUUGCUCUGUUGUAUGAUGAAGAGUCCGAAAAUGCCUAUGACAUCCGGCUGAAGCUGACGAAAGAGGUGCUGACAAUUCAGAAACAGGACAUUGUCUGUGUGGGCGGAAGCCACCAGGGCAGGAAUCGCAGAACUGUUACACUCCGCAGACAGCCAGUUGGCGGCUUGGGCCUGAGUAUAAAGGGAGGUUCUGAGCACAACGUCCCUGUCGUCAUAUCAAAAAUAUUCAAAGACCAAGCAGCUGACCAGACAGGGAUGUUGUUCGUAGGAGAUGCUGUUCUCCAGGUUAAUGGCAUACAUGUAGAAAAUGCAACUCAUGAAGAAGUGGUGCAUCUUCUGAGAAAUGCUGGCGAUGAAGUUACCAUCACUGUUGAGUAUCUCAGGGAAGCGCCGGCAUUUCUGAAGCUCCCGUUAGGGUCCCCAGGGCCAUCCAGCGACCACAGCAGUGGGGCCUCGUCUCCCCUCUUUGACAGCGGUUUGCAUCUGAACGGAAACUCCAGUACCACAGCCCCAUCGUCACCUUCCUCGCCCAUAGCUAAGGACCCGAGGUAUGAGAAGUGCUGGCUGGACACCUUGUCCGUGCCUCUGUCCAUGGCUCGCAUCUCAAGGUACAAAGCCGGAACGGAAAAAUUAAGGUGGAACGCGUUCGAGGUGCUCGCCCUGGACGGAGUCAGCUCUGGGAUCCUCCGGUUUUACACAGCCCAGGAUGGCACCGACUGGCUGCGGGCCGUCUCAGCCAACAUCAGGGAGCUGACACUUCAGAACAUGAAGAUGGCGAACAAAUGCUGCUCUUCUUCCGACCAGGUUGUGCAUAUGGGGUGGGUAAAUGAGAAACUCCAAGGAGCUGACUCCUCUCAAACCUUCAGACCCAAGUUCCUAGCACUGAAGGGCCCGUCCUUCUACGUUUUCAGCACUCCUCCGGUGAGCACAUUCAACUGGGUGCAAGCAGAAAGGACCUAUCACCUCUGUGAGGUGCUGUUUAGAGUUCACAAGUUCUGGCUCACAGAGGACUGCUGGUUGCAAGCAAACUUGUAUCUGGGUCUUCAAGAUUUUGACUUUGAGGACCAGAGGCCCUAUUGCUUCAGCGUCGUGGCCGGCCAUGGGAAAAGCCAUGUUUUCAAUGUGGAGCUUGGCAGCGAGCUGGCCGUGUGGGAGAAGUCCUUCCAAAGAGCCACGUUCAUGGAAGUUCAGAGAACCGGGUCCAGAACAUACAUGUGCAGCUGGCAAGGAGAGAUGCUGUGUUUCACGGUGGAUUUCGCGUUGGGAUUUACCUGUUUUGAGAGUAAGACCAAGAAUGUGCUCUGGAGAUUUAAAUUUUCCCAGCUUAAGGGAUCUUCAGAUGAUGGGAAAACUCGAGUAAAGCUGCUGUUUCAGAAUCUGGACACCAAACAGAUUGAGACGAAGGAACUCGAGUUCCAGGACCUGACGGCUGUCCUGCACUGCAUCCACUCCUUCAUAGCAGCCAAGGUGGCCUCCGUGGACCCCGGCUUCAUGGACAGUCAGAGUCUUGCCAGAAAAUACAUGUACAGCAGCUAAAGGUUGUUUCUGUUGAGUGCUGAAAAAUUAAAUUAUUUUCGUAAGAAAUGAUUCUUUCCUGUACAAUAUUGCAACUUUGUGUUGUUUUAUAAUGAGCCUAUAGUUGUGAUACCAAUAAAACAUAUCACUAGUUUCCAAAGACGGGUCCUCCUUGUUAAAUCUGACAUGGGGGAUGCCUGGUCCCCUCUUCCCAUGAGUCUCCCCCCAACAAGGAGCCCCAGCGUCCCCCACACAAGUCUGUGGCUCAGACUCCAGUCCACCUGACACAGUUCACGCCCCUAGCCCGCAUCCCAGCAGCAUGAGAACCAUGUGGGCAUUGCACACGCCACUUCCCACGUUGGCAAAACCCAGAUUUAUUUUCAUAAAAUAUGUCAUCGAAAAUUCGGAGCGAGUGCCACGUUUCUCCUCAGGAAGGAAAGGGUCUCCUUUGCAGUGGGCUGUCAUUUCCUUUUUCCUCCAGUGGGGAUCAGAGUGACAGGCUUAUUUGAGGAACAGGGAUUGGUCAAAAUAUGUAGGGCAAAGAAAUCAACUUUAAUUACUUAAUCUUAAUAUUAUAAUCUUAAUACAUAUCAAUCUUCAUGCUUAUAAAUUUAUCAUACAUUGAAUAACAUAUAAAUAUGAAUUUUAAUUAUUUUCCUAAUUCAUCAUAUAUUAGCAUGCAGUUUAGUUUCCUUGCUUCUCAUAUUGUUUAUGACUUCUGAGUAGGGAUACUUUACAUUUUUGUUAUUAAUGGCAAUUGACUGGAGUUGCUUGAAUUUUUUUUUUAGAGAUACAGACUCUAGGUAGAAAAAUAAGGAUUAGGCACUUUCUUGACAAACCUUCAAAUAAAGGAUGAACAUAAAACCAUCAAUCUAUAAGUAUAGGAAAGUAAGAAACAGAUGCCUUCUCCUGCAGUUCUAUUGAAAAGAAAAUGUGGGCCAGGCCUGGUGGCUCAUUCAUGUAAUCCUAGCACUUUGGGAAGUUGAAGUGGGUGGAUCACUUGAGGUCAGGGGUUCAAGAGCAGCCUGGCCAACAUGGCAAAACCCUGUCUGUACUAAGAAUACAAAAAUUAACUGGGCAUGGUGGCGGACACCUGUAAUCCCAGCUACUCAGGAGGCUGAAGCAGAAGAAUUGCUUGUACCUGGAGGGUGGAGAUUGCACUGAGCCGAGAUUGCACCACUGUACUCCAGCCUGGGCAACAGAGCAAGACUCUGUCUC